Molecule: messenger RNA, 683 nt
Organism: Rhipicephalus microplus (southern cattle tick)
Lineage: Eukaryota; Metazoa; Arthropoda; Arachnida; Ixodida; Ixodidae
Source: RefSeq, a predicted model, not a curated record
CCUAUGGAGACUUUAACAGUAUUUAUACUUUCAGUACUUGCCAUGCCAAUAGCUUCGUUUACGAAUCUACACGAAUUUGUCGAAAGGGCCAGCCUUAUGGAAUACCAAAAUCCUUGGAAGUUCAUUCAAAACCAAUCUAACGCUUAUCUUUCCCGUGUGUCCAUACCUGCCGGAAAAAGUGAACACUACGAUAGAAAGAAGCUUCCCUGUGUACGCUCCCGCUAUUUGAAUGGAAAUGAAACAACACAGAGGGUUAACCGAACCCUCGAUGUUUAUAAUUCAACGACAAGAAGCCCUUUUCGUAACGAUACCACAAAUAUUUCUCUGACUGUAAAGCAAGAAGAAAGAUACUUAACGCUUCUUAAUGUUAACGUAGAAGAGCGCACGCCCAACAUGAGCAUCCCUGAAAUGAAUAUUACACUGUCCUACAAAACUUACACGCUUAUGGUACUGUAUAGCGACUCUAUGUGUCUUAUUCUCGCCGAAACACUUCGAACAGCAUCUGUCGGUCGCCCUUGGCUCCGGUGCGGAUUGUGGGUUUUAGAACAUCGCAUACGGAAAGCCACCAAAGUGUUGCCUGUUCAUUUUCGAACUUCUGUGCGUCUAUCGCGAUCAUGAGGAUCAAAUUUUUCCGGCCAUCAUGCAUUCGUAACGAAACUACAACGAAUCAUUCACAUCAAGGU